Molecule: messenger RNA, 1005 nt
Organism: Haliotis rubra (blacklip abalone)
Lineage: Eukaryota; Metazoa; Mollusca; Gastropoda; Lepetellida; Haliotidae
Product: KRAB-A domain-containing protein 2-like
Exons: 2
Coding region: 1-1005 (334 amino acids)
Biological process (GO): DNA integration
Molecular function (GO): nucleic acid binding
Source: RefSeq, a predicted model, not a curated record
AUGACUCAAGGACAGUUCAAAUGGAUCAUGGUGUAUCAAGAUCAUCUGACUAAGUUUUGUGUAUUGCGGCCCCUGACUUCUAAACGCGCAGCAGAAGUGGCGUAUCAGCUUCUUGACAUCUUCCUCCUCUUAGGUGCCCCAUGCCUUCUUCAAAGUGACAAUGGAUCUGAAUUUACUGCCCAGGUUAUUUCUGAGCUGAAGAUUAUGUGGCCAGCAUUGGUGAUGGUACAUGGAAAACCAAGACACCCCCAAAGUCAAGGUUCUGUAGAAAGGGCAAAUUGUGACAUCAAGGAUAUGCUUGUUGCUUGGAUUGGUGAUAAUCAUACAAGUGAUUGGACUGUGGGACUAAAGUUCGUUCAAUUUCAGAAGAACUCCAGUCUCGAUACCGGAAUCAAGCGAUCUCCACAUGCGGCGCUGUUAGGGUCUGACGCUCGCACUGGAUUGACAUCAACAAGCUUGCCCACUGACAUCCUUCAGCGGUUGCAGUCAGAAGACGAUUUACUUGCUGCCUUAGGAAUUCAUGCCAUUACAGCAUCGACAGCUGAACCUGAUCAGGAGAAUAUCUCUGAGGAAUCUGACACUACUGCUGGAAAAUCGUCAACAAUUGAACCUGCUGAGGAGAUCAUCUCCGAACUGAACUCUACAGCGUCACAUGAUGAACCUAAGACUACUGAAGAGAACAGUCAACUAGAUGCCAUUUCAUCCAACCAAGAAGCCAUUCAGCUGCAGAGGAAAAGAGCGUGUGAAGCUCAAACUGAACAGGCAGCGCGUAUGGUACAGAGGAGCAAGCGUGUUCUCACACCUGUCAGAGUUGUAGAUAAUGUAGCUGUGUACAUUCCCAAUGUUGAUAGAGGCAGAGCUGACCCGCGGAAUAUGAUGGGUGUUGUGAUUGAGUGCAGUGACAGCGAAAUGUGUACUAUAGCAGUGGUGGUCCGGUUAAUUGAAAUAAUCGAAGCGUUGUCAGACCAAUCGCUGCAAGUGUUACAAGGCAAAGAUUCAAUGUAG